This is a messenger RNA of Coccidioides posadasii C735 delta SOWgp, 2640 nucleotides long. RefSeq lists its product as uncharacterized. The record is from RefSeq and is a predicted model, not a curated record. NCBI's taxonomy places the organism in Eukaryota, Fungi, Ascomycota, Eurotiomycetes, Onygenales, Onygenaceae. Gene Ontology annotation, molecular function: protein binding.
AUGAAUGGCAUUUCUGUCCGGAUUCGCGGUUUGCGACCCCGACAUUCCAAUUGGCACCCCAAAGCCUUAAAAAGCGCCCAAAUAUCGGAUAGACGUGUUCCUACUUCUCAGUCCUUUUCCUACAGUUCAGAAUGCGUUGGUUUACCGGGAGCGAAAGCAGCAACGACACAGAAUCCUGACUUCGAAGAGCGCGAUGAAGAGAAAUAUCUUUUCCCGACCCAUGACCAAAAACGAGGUUGUUCAUCCAUGGCCUCCCCUUCACCCUCCACGGGGGAGUUGUCUCCCUUAACCCAAAAGUCUCCUCCCUCUCGCCCGCAAGAUGGGCCUUCUCUACCCAGGCAUGUUGCGUUCUCGUCAGUGUCUCGGCGAUUAAGGCAACGUCUUGGCCAAUCCGCGCCCCAAGCUCUGCAGGAACCCCCGUCGAAUCGGAUCUCUAACAUUACUCAAAAAAAGGAUAAUGGAACUGAGCUAUACGAAUCCGAUUCGCACGUUUCCCUUCAGGACUCCCUUGGUGAAACCAAGACGAGUUUACUAGAAGGAAUACAGAGAAUGAAAAAGCGAGACGCGCGUCUUUGGCGUCCAGUUGACAGUCAGGGUGCGACAUUACCAAAAAUCCAACUGAAGCGCCGCCAGCUAGAUGAAUGUCUGGCAGAGGAAGCUGAUGCUCUCCCUGGGUUUGCCUUUAAUCCAAGAACUUAUGGCAUUGAGUUUGAAGCAAGGUGGAAUUCUCUCUACCCCUAUACCAUCGUCCGUCAAGACUGGAAGAGGAAUUUUGAUAAUUGCUUCGCAAACAAGCAUGCCGGCAUGCCCAGUGUCGAGAUUUGGAAUCUACUUAGGGUGCAAAAAUGGCCAGUCGUGGCAGACUGGGCUAAACAUUUCAGCAGUGUGAGCAGCGGUAAGAGCUUCUGGUCCGAGUUGCCCUUGGCGACUAAGCGCCUAAUGUGGCCGGAUAUCGCCUUUUGGCUCUUGUUGAACUCACCAGGCGAUGUUCUGACGUUUUUGGAAUCUACUGACCAAUGGCCUUCUCCUUCUUUUUCCAUGGUGUCUGAAUGUUUUCUGUAUCUCGACGCAUUCUAUUACAAGGACUUGACGUCCACUCCGGAAAAUAAGCAUCAUUAUCACAGCACAAUGCAUUCUCUUAUCGGCCCGCAUCGAUGGCCAGUUAUAAGCGCCUCCCAACGAGGCAUACACGUGUACCUUAAGCAUUGCGAACCAGACCAAUUGAGGGAGACCUUUGAAAAGAUCGCCCAGAGUGAAGUCUACGUGCCGCCUCAAACUCUGCUAUAUCUCAUGGACCUUUUCUAUGAAUUUGCUGAUGCGGAAAAUUCCCUUCGGGCAUUACGGCUAGUCCCUUCCCGACUUACUUCCCGGGAUUCACUCCAGUCAGAGGAGAUCGUGCGUCAUUGCUGUAAGCUCCUUAGCUUAGACAGCACGUGUGAUGAAAACGGAAUUCGCAGUUUUCGACUUCUCCCCGAAGUGUUGGGUCUUGGUAUAGAACCUCAACGCGCGAUUUUAAAUGUUGUUAUUCAAAAUGCUUUGAAAAUGGACGAUCCGGAUAUGGCCUGGGAUAUUCUAAACUACUCUAAAGUCUUGCCUGACUCUUAUGCGGUUAUGAUGUUGCUUAAUGAUGCCACAACGCGCGGUGAUGCCUUAAGAGUGGAAACAUGCCGUCGCAUGAUAGCGUCGAAUCCCGAGAUAGCACGGGAGCCUCAUAUUAUUAGCAAGGUUUUGCACGGGCUGUAUGAGGCGGCUACGCCCGAGAAUAUACCCGAAGUUUUCAAAAAGAUGAUGCAGGUUUAUUGCCAAGGGCAUGAUCCUCAGCCACUCAAAGACCUUGGCAUAAUCCAGGGAGAGCCAACUGUCCGGGACAACUGCUCCUCUCCGUCAUCGCAUGCCUUGGUUAUCAUGGUUGCUGCCUAUCUCCAGCUACGCAAUAGCUCAGCAAUUACCCUUAAAGUCUAUGACCGAUUUUGCGAGCUUGUCCGGCAUGGCCACAAUCCUAUUGGCAAAUUAGCGGAGACUAGUCAUGUCUACGAUACGUUUCUGAUGGCGCUUCGUCGAGAUAGAGACAUGGUCAGUCAGUCCAUAACGAUAGUUCGAAAUAUGUACGACCCCCUCCCAGAGACGGCAAUCCUUAGAGGAGAAAAUAGACCGAUUCAGCAAGCUCGUCCAUCCAUGGUGACUUGGAAUAUUCUGCUGGCUGGUGCAAUGGCCCAUGGGAGACUAGAAGUUGCCGAUAUAAUUCGUGAGAUGAUGCAGGAAUGUGGAGCGCAAAUGGACGUCCCGGCGUGGAAUGUGAUGCUUCGAGGAUAUGCAGAUUUGGGAUUGGUUAUGAAGUUUACCCAGGGGCUGAAAGAAAUGCUGUUGGAUGACUUGACUCCCAACAGAUAUACUAUCAAGGCUCUUAAAGCGGUCCAGGAUCAAGGGCGGCUUCGUGAAGGGCUAGAAAAAGCCGGCGUGGAUCCGGAAACUCUGACAUUAAUUGAUCAGCGUGAAGAAAAGCAGGACAGCAAUUCCAAUGGGCACAUUCCAAGAGAGUCAAGUCAAAAUUUGGUGAAAGAUCUUGUUUUGGAUGAACAAGCUCACUUGACUGAAGAGCUAAACGUCAACAGAGCUUACCCCACAGGGCAUUACUCAUGA